AUGGACCAAGACCUCGCAUUCGAUGAAAUUCCGGACUACCCACGACGACGAGCGAUGAUAGCUUGCGAGAUAUGUCGAAGCCGCAAGUCCAAAUGCGAUGGAUCCCGGCCGAAAUGCAAGCUUUGCAUCGAUCUCAACGCUGCAUGCGUGUAUCGCGAACCGGGCGUGAAACUGGAUGCAGGCGACAAAAUCAUUCUGGACAGGCUUGCGAACAUCGAAGCAUUGAUCCAGUCGAAGUUUCCUACUCUAUCUCAAGCUGAUAGCUCGACAGCGGGACCGCUAGCUCUACCUGCCGAGCAAGGGAGAACUGUCGGAAAUGGCCCUGGAUCAAUACCUCUUAGCGGCUUUGGUAUAUCGCAGGCGGCGAUGAACAUCUCCACCAUGCCCAAAGCUCACACCACGCCGGCUCUACAUCUCCUUCAGUGGCCGUGCAUCUGCGACCUCGUUACAAGUCCCUGCGAUCCGCAAGUCCUUCUUCAGCUCGAAAUGACUCGACCACCACUCGACCUUCGAUCCCACUACCCUCUCGAUCUGUCCGAUCUCUGCUCCUCCAUCUAUACCCGAGCCUUUUUUGGAAAGGUCAAUGUAUGGUAUGCCGUCGUCAAUCCUCACAGCUGGAACGAACUCUAUCGUACGGCUUCCUUGAACAGCUUUCGAUCCGGACCCGAAAGCUGCGUCGUUCUCCUCGUUUUCGCGCUCGGCCAAGCGGCUCAUACAGAUACCAGUACUGCUCAUGCCUCAUAUGACGGACGUCCACCUGGUACUGCCUACUUCGAAGCCGCCUGGCAGUUGCUUCCCACCCUCAUGCUCCGCAACAACGUGAUGAGUGCGCAAUGCCACAUUCUUGCAGCCGCUUAUCUCCUCUAUCUAGUGAGACCACUAGAAGCAUGGAACCUCCUCUGCUCGGUCUCGAUAAAAUUGCAGCUCCUCCUCUCCUCAUCAUCACCUCUGCCAUCCGCUGAAGCCCGAAAUUUGCUCGAACGCAUCUACUGGAACACUCUCAUGUUCGAGUCCGACCUCCUCGCUGAGCUCGAUCUCCCACACUCCGGUAUCGUGCAGUUCGAAGAGUCCAUGCCUCUGCCUCGUAGCUUUCCGUUGACUCCAAUUUCGCCAUCUCCAUCAUCCUCCGCUCCCGCGCCCUCUCCCGGCAGCGAUGAAAUCUGGUACUUCCUCGCCGAGAUCGCGCUUCGACGUCUCCUCAACCGUGUCUCCCACUUGCUCUAUUCGAAGUCACUUUCGCUGGCCUCUCUCGCUCCUCUAGUCACCGAAUUAGACCUUCAGCUGACUCAGUGGCACAACCACCUGCCACCUUCGGUACAGUUCCCGAUCCGUCCAUCUUCUUCCUUGCCCGAUGAAGCUCUCGACCCCGUCCAAACCGUCCUUCGACUAAGGUAUCACGCCUGUAGAACCAUCAUCCACAGGCCGUACAUUCUCUACGUACUGUCUUCCGCUACGCCGACUGUGGGCAAUUCCACUUCACACAUCUCUGAAGCAUGCGCCACGGGACUAGAAUCAGCUUACAUUCAAAUAUCGCUGCUGUCCUCGCAUCGUGCUGGACAUGUGCCGUAUCUCUACCAAGGUUUUCUGUCGCUCGUGUCACAGACGUUGCUGUUGCUUGGAGCCUCGCUGCAUACAGAGCUGAGGCGACUGAUGCCGGUCCGAAAAGAAGCGCUGGUGAAGACGGUGGACAGCGUUAGAAUUGAAUUGAAUACUUUGGGACGACUGGCGCCGAGUCUGGAGGUCAGUGGAGGAAUAUUGGGAGAUGCGGUGGACAGAUGGAAGGAGAGAAUUUCGGGCGUCGAAUGGUGA
This is a messenger RNA of Zymoseptoria tritici IPO323, 1809 nucleotides long. RefSeq lists its product as uncharacterized. NCBI's taxonomy places the organism in Eukaryota, Fungi, Ascomycota, Dothideomycetes, Mycosphaerellales, Mycosphaerellaceae. The record is from RefSeq and is a predicted model, not a curated record. Gene Ontology annotation, molecular function: zinc ion binding; DNA-binding transcription factor activity, RNA polymerase II-specific. The transcript has 2 exons. Gene Ontology annotation, biological process: regulation of DNA-templated transcription. The coding region runs from base 1 to 1809 and encodes 602 amino acids.